This is a messenger RNA of Oncorhynchus nerka (sockeye salmon), 9670 nucleotides long. It is a transcript of the gene trpm3, whose product is annotated as transient receptor potential cation channel, subfamily M, member 3. Gene Ontology annotation, molecular function: monoatomic cation channel activity. Gene Ontology annotation, cellular component: plasma membrane. The record is from RefSeq and is a predicted model, not a curated record. Gene Ontology annotation, biological process: protein tetramerization; metal ion transport; monoatomic cation transmembrane transport. NCBI's taxonomy places the organism in Eukaryota, Metazoa, Chordata, Actinopteri, Salmoniformes, Salmonidae.
AUGGGUGAACAGGGAGUACAGGGGAGGACUGAGAACGCACCGUUGUGGGGCCCCAGUGUUGAGGAUCAGCAGGGUGGAGAUGUUGUUUCCUACCUUCACCACCUGGGGGUGUCCCGUCAGAAAUACAAGGCGAGGUCGAGCCCCAGGGUCUCGAGCUUAGUGAUGAAUUUGGAGAGUGCUAUGGCACAGAAAUCAUGGAUAGAAAGAGCCUUCAGCAAGAGAGAAUGUGUUCAUAUCAUAGUGAGCGCCAAAGACCCCCAUAGGUGCUUCUGCGGCCGUCUGAUUGGUCAGCACGUUGGCCUGCCCCCCGGCAUCUCCUCCAGUCAGAAUGAUAAGGCGGAGCGUCUGGUUAAGAAUGACAGCCUAUCGGAGAAAUGGUCUAUCAGCAAACACACCCAGCUCAGCCCCACCGACGCCUUCGGAACCAUCGAGUUCCAGGGAGGGGGCCACUCUAACAAAGCCAUGUAUGUGCGUGUGUCCUAUGACACCAAACCAGAACUCCUGCUGCACCUUAUGACUAAGGAGUGGCAGCUGGACCUUCCCAAGCUGCUCAUCUCAGUGCAUGGGGGCCUGCAGAACUUUGAGCUGCAGCCCAAACUCAAACAGGUCUUUGGCAAGGGCCUCAUCAAGGCUGCCAUGACAACGGGAGCCUGGAUCUUCACUGGCGGGGUCAACACAGGGGUGAUCCGGCAUGUGGGUGAUGCGCUGAAGGACCAUGCCUCUAAAUCCCGGGGGAAGAUCUGCACUAUCGGCAUUGCCCCCUGGGGCAUUGUGGAGAACCAGGAGGACCUGGUGGGAAAAGACGUGGUCCGACCGUAUCAGACCAUGUCCAACCCGCUGAGCAAGCUGACUGUGCUCAACAGCCUGCACUCCCAUUUCAUCCUGGCCGAUAAUGGGACAACAGGGAAGUACGGUGCAGAGGUCAGACUGCGUAGACAGCUCGAGAAACACAUCUCCUUGCAGAAAAUCAACACACGUAUUGGUCAGGGAGUGCCAGUGGUGGCUCUGAUAGUGGAGGGGGGUCCUAAUGUGAUCUCCAUCGUGUUAGAGUACCUAAGGGACACGCCACCUGUGCCCGUGGUGGUGUGUGAUGGGAGCGGGCGUGCUUCGGACAUCCUGGCAUUUGGACACAAGUACUCUGAGGAGGGAGGGAUCAUAAAUGAGUCUCUGAGGGACCAGUUGCUGGUGACCAUCCAGAAGACCUUCACGUACAGCCGGACCCAGGCCCAGCACCUCUUCAUCAUCCUCAUGGAAUGCAUGAAGAAGAAGGAGCUGAUAACCGUUUUUCGGAUGGGGUCUGAGGGACACCAGGACAUUGACCUGGCCAUUCUCACUGCUCUUCUAAAAGGUGCCAACGCAUCGGCUCCUGACCAGCUCAGCCUGGCCCUGGCGUGGAACCGAGUGGACAUUGCCCGCAGCCAGAUCUUCAUCUACGGACAGCAGUGGCCUGUAAGACCCAGCCUAUCACGUCUCACUCCCUUGUUUACAGUAUAGACUACCGACAGCCCUGUCCAAGUGAAAGUGUGAAAUCUAUGCCGUAAUCCAUCCAUAUGCCGUUUCUUGAUGGUUAAGCCUGAGUUGACUGACUGUGCUUCCCUGUUUGUAUGGUAGGUGGGUUCUCUGGAGCAGUCUAUGUUGGAUGCCCUGGUGCUGGACAGAGUGGACUUCGUCAAGCUGCUGAUCGAGAACGGAGUGAGCAUGCAUCGCUUCCUCACCCUCUCCAGACUGGAGGAGCUCUACAACACGAGGCACGGACCAUCCAACACACUACACCACCUGGUCAGAGACGUCAAAAAGGGUAACCUGCCACCAGACUACCGCAUUAGUCUCAUUGACAUCGGAUUGGUCAUUGAGUACUUGAUGGGCGGAGCUUACAGAUGCAACUACACCAGGAAGAGGUUUAGAACUCUGUAUCAUAACCUCUUUGGACCCAAAAGACCCAAAGCCCUGAAACUGCUGGGGAUGGAGGAUGACAUGCCGAUCCGGAGGAGUCGCCAGAAGACUACACGUAAGCGGGAGGAGGAGGUGGACAUUGACCUGGACGACCCUGAGAUCAACCAUUUCCCCUUCCCCUUCCACGAGCUGAUGGUGUGGGCCGUGCUGAUGAAGAGACAGAAGAUGGCGCUGUUCUUCUGGCAGCAUGGGGAGGAGGCCAUGGCCAAAGCCCUGGUGGCCUGUAAGCUGUGCAAGGCCAUGGCCCACGAGGCCUCUGAGAACGACAUGGUGGACGACAUCUCACAGGAGCUGAACCACAACUCCAGAGAGUUUGGACAGUUGGCUGUGGAGCUGCUGGACCAGUCAUACAAGCAGGACGAGCAGAUGGCCAUGAAGUUGCUGACCUAUGAGCUGAAGAACUGGAGUAAUGCCACCUGCCUGCAGCUGGCCGUGGCCGCCAAGCACCGUGACUUCAUCGCCCACACCUGCAGCCAGAUGCUGCUCACUGACAUGUGGAUGGGACGCCUGCGCAUGCGCAAGAACUCUGGGCUGAAGGUGAUCUUGGGCCUGCUGCUGCCUCCGUCCAUCCUGAGUCUGGAGUUUAAGAACAAGGAUGAGAUGUCGUACAUGCCUCAAGACCAGGACACCUACCUGCAGGAGAAGGAGGAGGAAGAGCCCGAGCCCGCCAAAGAAAAGGAGGAAGAGGACAUGGACACGGAGGCGUCUCGUAAGAAGGGUGUGGGGGAGGUCCAGAAUAGACACCGGCUCAUCCCCAUGGGCCGGAAGAUCUACGAGUUCUACAACGCCCCCAUCGUCAAGUUCUGGUUUCACACAAUGGCCUAUGUGGCGUAUCUGAUGCUGUUUAACUAUAUUGUGCUGGUGAAGAUGGACCUGUGGCCCUCACCGCAGGAGUGGAUAGUCAUCGCUUACAUCUUCACCAAUGGCAUCGAGAAGAUGAGAGAGAUUCUGAUGUCGGAGCCAGGGAAGCUGUUGCAGAAGGUGAAGGUGUGGCUCCAGGAGUACUGGAACAUCACGGACCUCAUGGCCAUCCUCAUUUUCUCCGUGGGCAUGGUUCUCCGUCUCCAGGAGCCACCAUUCAUGAGCUACGGAAGGGUCAUCUACUGCGUUAACAUUAUCUAUUGGUACAUCCGGCUGCUCGACAUCUUUGGCGUCAACAAGUACCUGGGCCCAUACGUCAUGAUGAUCGGCAAGAUGAUGAUUGACAUGAUGUACUUUGUGAUAAUCAUGCUGGUGGUGUUGAUGAGUUUUGGGGUGGCUCGGCAGGCCAUCCUGAACCCCAAUGAGGACCCGUCCUGGAUGCUGGCUCGGAACAUAUUCUUCAUGCCCUACUGGAUGAUCUAUGGAGAGGUGUUCGCCGACCAGAUCGACCGUAAGCCCACAUUGGGGUGGGUGGGUGGAGGGGGGGUGGAGACUCCGUGUGGCCAGAAUAUCACGGCGGACGACGGGCAUGUUGUGAUUCUGCCGCCAUGUAAGACGGGAGCCUGGAUCGUUCCUGCCAUCAUGGCCUGCUACUUGCUGGUGGCCAACAUCCUGCUGGUCAACCUACUCAUAGCUGUCUUCAACAACACCUUCUUUGAGGUGAAGUCCAUAUCCAACCAGGUGUGGAAGUUCCAGAGAUACCAGCUCAUCAUGACCUUCUACGAGCGGCCCAUCCUCCCCCCUCCCCUCAUCAUCUUCAGUCACAUGACCAUGGUCCUCAAGCACCUGUGCUGUCGCUGGCGGAAGCACGACGAUGAAGAGAGAGAUUAUGGCCUUAAGCUCUUCAUCACUGAAGACGAGCUGAAGAAAGUUCAUGACUUUGAGGAGCAGUGCAUUGAGGAGUACUUCCGUGAGAAAGAUGACCGCUUCAACUCUUCGAAUGACGAGAGGAUCCGAGUGACGUCAGAGAGAGUGGAGAAUAUGGCUAUGCGUCUGGAGGAGGUGAAUGAGAGAGAACAUUUCAUGAAGGCAUCUCUACAGACCGUGGACAUCCGUCUGGCCCAGAUGGAGGAGCUGAUUGGUCGGAUUGCUGUGGCUCUGGAGCGAGUCACGGGAGUGGAGCGGGGAGAGGUCAACAAGGCCCGCUCUCGCACCUCCUCCGACUGCACAGACUCAGCCUACGUGCUGCGUCAGGGUGAGUGCCCAGAUGCAGCAUACUUUUUGCGCCAGAGCAGCUUCAACAGCCAAGAGGGGAACUCCUACCGACUCAAUGAAGGUGCAGAGGGCUCCAUGUCGCCACCCUCCCCCACCAGUCUGGCCAUGCGCACACGCAGCCACUCUUUCUACAUGGGGGGAGGUCGCGAGCGAGCCGGGGCCGACCGGGCUCACCGUUUCCUCAAGGAGCACUCCUUCAGCCUGCAACGAGCCAAUAGUUCACAGUCGGUGGCCUUGUGCUCUGCCCCCAAGGAGUCUAAGCCCCUCCCACUGGCCACGCUGUCCGUCUCCCAGCAGCACCGCCCCUCUUCCUGCGUCGACAUCUUUGUGUCGGCAUCCGAGGAGGAGGGGCCAGCCAAGGUCUUCUUCGACCCACUGAGGAUGGCCCCUCCCCUCCGGCCUGACUCCUCGCUCCACUCUGAGAUUAUGGAGGCGGUGCUGUCGAGCGGGAGGGACUAUGGUGGAGGCAGCGGGUUGGGCGACAGACACUCUGAGGGUGGGGCCAUGUUCGAGGACAGCGUGGCUGCAGACCUGUCACUAUGCUCCGCCAACCUGCUCCCAGAUAACACUGUGCCGCUCUGGGAACUGGACCCCUCUCCUCCACCAUCAGCGGGCCUGCUGGAGCGCUCCAAAAGCAGCCGCUACCUGUCCACUGGCGGCGGGGGCUACCUGGAAGAGCCUCAGAUGGUCAAGUCUCACAGCCUCAUGUUCACACCGCGAGGGUGCUAUGGAGGCCUAGGGGCAGGAGUUCAGGUCAAAGCGGCUGAGUACACCAGCAUCACCGACUGCAUAGACACCAGGUGUGUCUCUGCCCCUUACUCCACCGACGACUGUUGCCACUCCCCCGGAGGCUCCACCUCAUUCCCCUUUGACAAGCCCCCUGACAUGAGCUCCUCUCACCCAGAGCGCGAGGCCGAGCUCAGCCACACAGAGUCAGAACCUGAAGACCUAGAGGAAAUGGCCCCUGCCCCCGAGUCCCGUCGCACGGGGAGUGGCUUAGGAGGGGCGAGUGGAACCCCCUUCUGCUCGCCCUUCUCCAGGCUGGAACGAGCCAACAGCUGCUCCUCAGACGACUCCUCCCACCCAUCCUUGGCCCCUCCUCCCCACAGAAAAAGCCUGUCGGUCAGUGAGAGGAUGGAGAGGGGUGCAGACCGUGGGGUUCUGGGGGAACCCAGGAACCCCUUCCUGAGGAGCAAGUCUGGGGCGCGGCCUGACGCCAAGACAGACAGCCUCUCCAUGAGGAAGCUGACCACCCCCUCUGCGUUCCGCAGCUUCAACAGCAGACACAACUACACGUGACAAUUAUGAAGGGAACAACAAUGGGACAGGGCACAUUCUGUUAUACAGGACCAUAGGGCUGGCUCGGGGGAAAGCAAGGUCUAUGGGGAGGGAACCUACCAGUCUUAAACAAAGUGCUAUGAAGCUAGGGUAGUUCUCACCUCCUCCUCAAGCUGACUCUCAUUGCGUGUUUGGUAAUGGAGGCUAUGUACCGUGUCUGUCUACCAUUUUUUUUGUCAAGUCAACACACUAAUGCAUCACAUGUCACAGAACACUAGUCUAGUCCACAUAGAAAGUAUAGAGAAAAAAAAGUCUACUAAUAACAGGUUAGUCAGAGUCUUUAGAAAAUUAUCAACUUGACCACCUGACAAUAUGUGACUGUAGGUCAGUAUUGCCAAAUUUCCUCAGGUUCUCCUUAUUUUCUCUUUGCCCUUAAACCGCCCAUACCCAUGGAUAUUUUGUGCUUCCACCACAGACAUAGCACUGCAUUCUACUGUAACUGCAUGCUACAACUGCAGCAUAAUUUGUAACCAAGUCUCCAGGGUAAAUGUACGUAUCGCAUAUAAGCCUGAAACGCCAACUACUCAAAUCUGGCCUAUGUGGUAUUGAAAAAUAGUCAUGGCUCCGAAUAAAAAAAACUUGUGGAGAGCUGAGAUGUUUGGAGAGAGGUGAUUGAUUUGAAAUAAAGCCAAUGGCUAUGGGUCAGGACUUUUUCCUGAUCGUUCUAUUGGGUUAAUGAAGGCCAUGUUGGAAGCUUUGGUCCACCAGACCAUCUGAACAUUAGGGGGAAGGGUCAGGUGACCUAGAUUACAGCAGUAGUGACUGUAGUAGAACACACAUAGAGACCAGUCAAACGUUUUUAUUUUUUGUAUUUUUUAUUGAACCUUUAUUUAACUAGGCAAGUCAGUUAAGAACAAAUUCUUAUUUACAAUGACAGCCUACUGGGCAACAGUAGGUUAACUGCCUUGUUCAGCGGCAGAACGGCAGCUUUUUACCAUGUCAGCUAGGGGAUUCAAUCCAGCAGACUUUCGGUUACUGGCCCAACGCUCUAACCACUAGGCUACCUGCCACCCCAAACUGGUGGUGCAGGUUGAAUUUCUGGAUAUAAUAGGGCUCUAUUAUGUAUAAUGCAUGUCCCUGAUUUAAAAUCCAUGCACACAGACAGUCAGGUAGCAUUGACCCAAAAGAGUUCCAGGGCACUAAAAUAUAUUACCUACAUGACCUCUGUAACAAGGAAGAUGGAAUAUUUAGUUAAAUGUAGACUCAUCAUAAGUGUCUAUCUAUUUACUUGUGUUGUCCAAUCCCCAGUCACGUGGGUUUAUUGUCACUGUGGCCUACAGUAUAGAGGAGUAAACACGCACACACACAUAAUCAUACAUGCACUCAAGGUGUAUGAAAUGGGUGAAGAAAAUCCAAAACAACUAAUGUAACAGAUUGUUUGAUAGCACCAGCACCAUCCCAAUGUUAUAAGUAUUUCCCUUAGAUCUCAUUUUCUCAGUAAAAAAACUCAGAACUGGACACAAGAGGGAGCUGUGACCCUAUUUGGAGAGUCCUUCAUCCUAAGCAGUAUGCCCACUAUGAAAUUGCAACACUUCAAAAUCAAAACGAUUAAAGUAGCCUUUUUAGCAACCAAACACCAUUCCUUUCAUUUCUGUGGCAGCAGAAUUCUGUUGCUUGGGUCUGACAUCAGUCUCAAGUAGCCAGACAUUUUAAUCUCCUGUUCGGUAUGAAUAGUGAGCUUCAAGAUGAGAAGGCUGGAAAGCUAGACAGACACUAACAUUUUUACCGUCCUUCUUACCUUUUUUUGCAGUCAUUCAUGAUUUCUUCUAUUCAAAUCGAAGCACCAGACUGACCAAUGUAAUCACCUAGAAUGGUAAACUUAAACCGGCAGAAAUUUGUCUGCAAAAAAUUGUAGGACUACAGUAUACUGUAUGUAUGAGUAGGCUAGAAGAGAAUGGUUAGAUAACUGAAUUCCACAAGAUGGAGUUAUUUGAAACAUUUGCAAAAGAGUCAGCUCUAUGAAUCGUAUGCAUUUUAUGAGAGGUAGAGACACCUUUCAAGUUAAUAUAAAAAAGAAAUGGCAGAGAACCCGUGUUUUUUUUUAAUCCCUUAACGCAUAAUAAUCUGACUGGUGUGGAAUGCCUGUUACCACAUGUUUGUAAAGAUGGAAUUAGAUGAGUAACAUUUACAUCACAGGUUCUCAAAAAAUAAGAUACGUUUGUGUUUUAUAUUUGAUCAGUAUUACAUCACUUUAAUUGAAUUAACAUUGCAAUUGUUUUGAUUGCUUAUAUUGACCUAUUGUUUUGCUUACAAUGAAUAAUUGAAUGGCUGUUUGAAAUACGAACUGACUAUUUAUACCUUCUCAGUGCUAUUUUGUCAAAUUUAAAGUAUUGAAUUAUUACAAGCUUUUAACGUGUAUAAAAAGUGUCACCUAUAAGCACUGAUGUAUUAUAUGGUUUACUUAAUAUAUCAUGUGAUUAAUUACUAUAUUGUACAUUGCAAUCACAAGUAUUGAAUCGUUUGUUUAUAUUGUAUGUUCUUGAGCAGCUGUCAAAGAGAAAGAAAAAUAUAUUUUUUAAUGUAAGUUGGAUAUUUUAAAGCAAUACUCCUCUACAAGCAUUACCAAACUGAGGGUGCCUUUCAAGCAUGGAGUGGCUAUUUGAAAUUCACAGUAAUUAAAACAUUUACAUGAAAUCUGCACAUUAAUUUUGUUUGUAACUUUUCUCGUGAAUCUAGUUACACAAUUAGGACCCAUGGUAUUCUUUUCCUGAAGUUCUUAACUGUGGGGAUAAUGCAGUCCAAGCGGUUACAGCGUUUUGUCAUACACUGGAUAAAAACAUUGAUUUCAAUGUGCAAGACCUAGGAGACAGACCUAGGAGGUGACACUGGCACUCUUUGCCUUUUGAUAGUUUUUUUGGAGGGGGGGGGGGGGACUGGCUGCUCUCUGUUUAUCUUCACUCUUGGUCUGAAUGUUUCAUUUGCCUUAUCAAUGUCCAAUAUUAUUGAAUGGGUAUUUUCACACGUUUCCUAAACUGCUUCUUUGUUUUGUAAGGAUGUAGAUGUGCAAGUGACACUCAGCAGAUGGAGGAAAUGUGUUGUAAAGUAAGGAAUAUUCCAAUCUCUCUUGAGCAGACAGGCCUCCGCUAAUCACUGUGCGUAUGCAUUCAACCCAAAUUCUCAUGGGACCUUAGAUCUAUAUUUUUUUCUUCAGUUGUGUUCCAUGAAACCCGACCCUCCCGCCCCUUUUGUGGACACAGGAGUCAAAGUUCAAACCAACAAUGAGCUUUAAUACAAUCACAAAGUGUGAAGAAUAUUCCGUUCAGCUUGUGCUUUUGUUCAAAACCAGUGUAAGAACAUCCAACAACUUUCAGGUGCAGGGUGCAUAUAGUCAUGAAAAGAAAACUGCACAAUGUUGGAUUCUUAUGAUGUUAGUUGUUGGUGCGGUUUUGUCUCACAAUACACGGGAUAGUUCACUUUUCACAAAAUGUUUCGUAAAUAAAUACGCUAAAGUGAACAAACUGUUCAAAAGAUGUCUGAACACCAUUGAACACACUCGUUGAAGGAACAUUGCAUUGCAAUAGAAGAGUGAUAAGGUGAAGGUCUGGUUCCCCUUUGGAUUUUAGUCCAGGCACUGGUUUGGAUCCUGGAUCCUUUAAUUAACCUCAGUGAAUGGGCUCUUAGCACUCACGGGGACAAAAUAAGUAUUUUUGUUUUCCUUAUGGAAAAGGGGGCAUGCAAGGACAAACAUGUCCAUAGCACUUCUAAAUCAUGUGUAAAUGCUCUGUAAAUGUUUGCUCUGUUGUACAAUACACUAAGAUAUCAAAAUAAAAGGGAGAUCUAUGUACUGUACCAGUCAAAAGUUUGGACACACCUACUCAUCCAAGGUUUUUUUUGUACAUUUUUACUAUUUUCUACAUUGUAGAGCAAUAGUGAAGACAUCAAAACUAUGAAAUGACACGUAUGGGACUAAAAAAGUGUUAAACGAAUCAAAAUAUAUUUUAGAUUUUAGAUUCUUCAAGUAGCCAACCUUUGCCUUGAUGACAGCUUUGCACACUCUUGGCAUUCUCUCAACCAGCUUCACCUUGAAGGAGUUCCAACAUAUGCUGAGCAUUUGUUGGCUGCCUUUCCUUCACUCUGCGCUCCAACUCAUCUCAAACCAUCUCAAUUGGUUUGAGGUCGGAUGAUUGAGCUGUUACAUUUACAUUUACAUUUAAGUCAUUUAGCAGACGCUCUUAUCCAGAGCGACUUACAAAUUGGUGCGUUCACCUUAAGACAUCCAGUGGAACAGCCACUUUACAAUAGU